CCACCACCCGCUACCCCACGCUCAACCCCGGCUAUUCAGCCAUCGGCGGGUUCGGGUUUGUCUGCAAUGGGUACGGAUGGCUAAGCUCGGAUGGGGACGUUACGCCGAUUGUCGGACGGGCGAGGGGAUUUAGCUAGCCCCAGCUCCUUCUUCCCUCGUUCACAUUGAUCAAUUGACAUAUCACGAAACUUGGACUGUGCUCGUUAGAAUCCAAGCACUUGCAAACACGCCCCAGUACGAAUCUUCCAAGUGUCCGUUGCUUUCACCACGCGACCAAGACUUUCCUUGCAGCAACUAGCCAACCUUCCACUAGACCGCCCACCAUGGAGGUUGACAGAUCUCAGCGCAAGCUCUGGGAGCACCCAAACCCCAAAAGCACACAGAUUUGGGAGUUUAUGCAAAAGGCCAAUGCCAAAUUUGGCCUAAAUAUGCAGGACUUUGAUUCCCUUAACGACUGGUCUUGCAAGAACAGAGCAACAUUCAACGGAUUUUUGUGGGAAGAGCUGCGUUUGAUCCAGGAGGGAUCGUACACACAAGUGGUUGACGAGUCUAUCCCUGUAAACGAACUACCCAGGUGGUUUGAAGGCCUUCGAGUAAACUGGGCGGAGAACCUUCUUUGGAGCCGCGGCCCCAACGAUGCGCCUGGUACCAAGGGCACUUUUAACAAAGAAGAUGAUCGUAUUGCAUUGACGGAAAUCCGCGAGGGCAUUUCUUCGGUUCGAAGCGUUACCUGGAAGCAACUGAGACAUAGUGUCGGCCAAGUGGCCGCAGCGCUGAAGCACCAUGGUCUAAAGCCUGGUGACCGUGUUGUUGUGGUCGGAGCGAACUCGUUUGAUACUCUUGUUAUCUUCGUUGCAACUAUUUGGCUUGGUGGUAUUAUGAGCUUGAGUUCGACAGAUAUGGGUGUCAAUGGUAUUCUACAGCGAACCGUGCAGAUUAACCCCAAGUUCCUCUUUUUCGAUGAUGGCGCACUGUACAACGGCCAUAUUCUCGACUUGCGUGGGAAGAUCAAGGGCGUCACCGAGGGUCUGCGUGAAUGCGACCAGUUCCAGAAGAGCAUUGUUAUCAGACGAUUUGACAAGCCAUACGACACCUCUUCUAUUAACAAGACACAGAGACUGGAAGAUUUCAUCUCCUCAACGCCGGACCUCACUCCGCCCCCAGUCGUCCGACUUGGAUUCCAAGACCCCAUGGCUAUCUUUUACUCUUCUGGCACAACAGGAAUACCCAAGGCCAUUGUUCAUGGUGGUGGCACCACACUGAUUUCCUCUCUUAAGCAAUCAAAACUCCACCGAAACCAAACAUGCAAGGAGAUUGCCUUGCAGUACACUACAACCGGGUGGAUUAUGUAUAUGAGCAACCUGGCGUCAAUGCUGCUCGGUGCACAAUGUGUCCUCUACGAUGGUUCUCCGUUUAUGCCCGACCACAAAGUUCUACUAAAGAUCAUCGAGAUGCAGAAAGUCACCAUGCUCGGAAUUAGUCCUAGAUACUUGAGCGAGAUGAUCAAGAAUAACAUUGUGCCGCGCGAGGUGGCUGAUUUAUCCAGCUUGGAAGUCGUCGUAUCGACGGGUAUGGUACUGCCCGAAGUCAUGUUUGACUGGUUCUACGACGUCGGCUUCCCACCUACAGCACUACUGGCCAACAUUGCUGGCGGAACAGAUAUCGCUGGUUGCUUUGUUAUGGAUAACCCCCUCAAGCCGCUUUACCGUGGCGGCUUUAUGGGCCCUGUUCUCGGCACCCCAAUUGCUAUUUACGAUCACGACAUGGACGAAGGAAGUGUUGGAAAAGAAGUCCCAGUCGGCAUGCCUGGUGAUCUGGUUGCCAUUGCGGCCUUUCCCAAUGUUCCCUUGUUCCUCUGGAAUGACGGCCCAGUGGCGCCUGGUAAGAAAUACAACAAUGCCUACUUUGGCCGUUUCCAGGGCGUGUGGACGCAAGGCGACUUUUGCCAGAUUGAUCCCAAGACUGGAGGUCUGCAUAUGCUCGGACGUUCAGAUGGUGUUCUAAACCCUAGCGGCAUCCGAUUCGGCAGUUCUGAUAUUUACUCGGUCAUUGAACACUCGUUCCCGAAGGAGGUGGCGGAGAGCUUGUGUGUUGGGCAGCGCCGGCCACAGGACCACGACGAGACUGUUGUCUUGUUCCUCAUCAUGAAGCCUGGCCACAAGCUGGACAAGAAGAUGGUGCUGCGCGUUAAAGAUACUAUUGCUAAGGCGUUGACAAAGCGCCAUGUCCCCAAAUACAUCUUUGAGACGCCAGAGAUUCCCACCACUGUCAACGGGAAGAAGGUCGAGUUGCCUGUCAAGAAGAUUAUCUCGGGUGAAACGAUCAAGCCUAGUGGUACGCUUCUUAACCCACAGAGUCUUGAUUUCUACUACCGGUUCCAGAAGAUUGAAGAGCUCCAGAGCCCUCAGGCGAAGCUAUAAGCGAGCACGGCUGGAGUGGAUAAUGGAGACUUUGCUACUACUAAAGUAAAUAGAUAAACGAAUGAAGAAAUGAAUACAUUGAGUUGCACAAUUUGGUAUGCCGGUUUGUCCCAGAAAAUAAGAAAAUGCCUUGGUCGCCUCCUCCUUAAAAUACAACAUCUCACAUAGAUGGCCGUUCCGACUUUCUUGUCGCCUCUGUAGCGAACUUUCCACCAUGUAUACCAUAUCGCCAGACCAUGUAUCCAGCCAUACCACCCACGCUACCUAAUCCCGCCGCUCCAAGAACGCCCUUCCAUCCCAUCGUGGCCAUUGCCGGCCUGUUGCUGCCCUUGUUCAGCAUCGACACCAAUGCAGCCGUCGCACCCGCACCCAUUCCCGCAUAUGUCCAGUCGUCCGUCUCAACCUGGCCUCUAUUCUCGAGCAGACGCCAGCUUCUAUCCUGCCAUUCAAUAGUUUCACGCCCCCACAUGCGACCAACCAACCCGACGCCCGUGAUGCCCAGUGUGAUGAGGAUGGAGCUGGACGCUGAUUUGAGCAGUCUUGCGCCAAAGGACGCCGUGGAUGCGCCGCGCAGAGCAGGGAUUAGCGUGCGAGUAGUCGUGAUGCCGAUUCCGAUGAUGGAUCCAAGCGUUACGGCUCGAGUAGCGACGUGGACUGUGAGAAUGGCAUGGCCGAGAGGCUGGUCUUCGGCAUAGGCGGAAUGUGGCCAGUAUCGUGACAUGGCGGGCGUGGCAAUGUAUGCCGUAGGUUUGUUUGUGCUUGUUUUGUUUAAUUGAUUAAAACACAGGGUUUCGUUGUGAAGUACCAGUGAGAAGAGAAGAAGUGCGGAUUUAUAGGUUUAUAAAGAAGUUAUGAAAUACGAAAAGCGCUUGCGUGGGCGGGCGGCACGGGAUAACGCUGUCAGCUUCCGGCAGACGAGUGG
[Torrubiella] hemipterigena is the source of this 3342-nucleotide messenger RNA. The record is from the annotation of a GenBank genome assembly. Lineage: Eukaryota; Fungi; Ascomycota; Sordariomycetes; Hypocreales; Clavicipitaceae.